GUGCUUACAAGUUUUUAUAUGUACACACAUAUAUUUACCAUUUAAUCAGUUGCCAAAAUAAUGGAUUUAAAAACCUUUCAGAGCCACUUGCGAAAUGUAUGGGGUUAAUUAAAAAUAGACUAUUUCGCAAUUGUCAGUUGUAUGUCAUGAAACAUGGGUAAAGUAAGAGCGUUCACGAUAAAUUUUGCAAAUACAAGUGGGAUAUUUUAUCCUGGACAGCCUGUUCAAGGCGAAGUACUGGUUCAAGUAAAAGAAGAAGUGAAAAUAAGAGAGAUACGCCUGGAGUUUGGUGGCUUUGCGCAUGUCCACUGGUCAGAGAGUCAUGGUAGUGGGAAACACAGGAGAACAGUGCAUUACUCUUCAAGAGAAGAAUACUUCAAAGUAGUUGUUCCAUGCUUAUCACCACCUCAUGGCGAAGAGAAAAUGAUGUUAAAACCAGGGGAAUAUAGAUAUCCAUUUCAAUUCCAAAUACCACCAAGUAGUCCCUCGUCGUUUGAAGGAGGGAUCGGAAGAGUCCGGUAUUAUGUUAAGGGCACUAUGGAUAAGCCGUGGGCUUUUGACGUGGAGGAUGUCAGAUAUUUUACAGUACUGAACCUGCUCGAUCUUAACCCAAUACCGGAAUCAAAACAAGGACAAGAAGCUCAAGAUUCCAAAACGCUGUGUUGUUUGUGUUGUGCCUCUGGUCCAAUUUCUGGCAAACACAACAUCCCCGUAUCUGGUUAUGUACCAGGGGAAGCAAUUCAGAUAAACGCUGAAUUAAUCAACCACAGCAACAGAAAUUGUGAAAUAUGGAUGGAACUUGUACAAUCUAUCAGAUAUAUAACUGCAAGAAAAACAAGAACUGUGAACACGGUUGUGCAAAAAACUACAGCAAGAACAGUAGGCAAAGGUGACUCGGAUUACUGGAGAGGAGAACAGAUCACUGUACCACCGUUACCAUCCACUGGCCUUCAUGGCUGUAAUAUAAUAGACAUUUUGUAUUUGUGGGUUUUGGUUUGUGACCCCGCGGGUCCAGCUAUCAAUUUGAGAGUAAAUAUACCAAUUAUAAUAGGCGGGAUACCACUAGUGUCUGCUGCUCAACUGUAUGGAAAUGUCAAUCCAAUGAAUACCGGAACUAGCGUAUUUCCAUCACCAUUUCAAGUCUUUCCAGAAAAUGUCCCGCAACCAGUAUAUGCAUCAUUUUCAACAGGGAAUCAUUUACAGAACCCUGGACAGGCUGACAACUCGGUAGCGCCAUCUGGCGACAACCAACAGGACGAUACGUUCACACCUCAGUAUCCAUACUAUAACUGGAACACGUACGACACUAAUUUCAAACCAACUUCAUUCUAGUUAUAAGCUGUAUUGUAAUGGUUUCUUCUUGAAGGGACUUUGACAGGCACCUGAUAAUUGAUUAUGACUGGCUUUGAAGCAAUAUCUGUGAUAUUAUGUAUUUUGAUAUUAAUUUGAUGCAUAAAUAAAGUUUGCGUGCAACGAAUGUGCCAUAUAACCUA
Messenger RNA from Mytilus trossulus (common blue mussel), 1493 nucleotides. RefSeq names its product arrestin domain-containing protein 3-like. Gene Ontology annotation, cellular component: cytoplasm. Lineage: Eukaryota; Metazoa; Mollusca; Bivalvia; Mytilida; Mytilidae. Gene Ontology annotation, biological process: protein transport. The transcript has 7 exons. The record is from RefSeq and is a predicted model, not a curated record. The coding region runs from base 154 to 1332 and encodes 392 amino acids.